Aspergillus fumigatus Af293 is the source of this 957-nucleotide messenger RNA. It is a transcript of the gene ega3, whose product is annotated as putative endo alpha-1,4 polygalactosaminidase. Lineage: Eukaryota; Fungi; Ascomycota; Eurotiomycetes; Eurotiales; Aspergillaceae. The record is from RefSeq and is a predicted model, not a curated record.
AUGGAUUCCCUUGGAAAAGGCCAGUCGGCCGGCGGCUGGAAAUCAUGGACCACCAGGAAGAAGCUCUUCGUCCUCGCGCUCGUUCUCCUCGUCAUCAUCGCCCUGGGAGUCGGUCUCGGAGUUGGACUCGGCAUCGGUCUGGGCGGCGGCGGCGGCGGCGAAGGUGAAGAAGGCUCAGGCGGGGAGACCACACCGCCAGAAGGCAACUACACCACGGCCAAGUGGCAGCCAGCGGUGGGAACCAAAUGGCAGAUCGAGCUGCUUUACGCGUUGAACGACACCUCCGUCGACGCUGAGAUCUACGACAUCGACCUGUUCAUCAACGACAAGUCCACCAUCGCAGGACUCCAACGAGCCGGCCGCAAGGUGAUCUGCUACUUCUCGGCAGGCAGCUACGAGAACUGGCGACCGGACAAGGACAAGUUCAAGGACUCGGAUCUGGGCCACGACCUGGACGACUGGCCGGGAGAGAAAUGGCUGAACAUCAGCUCGGCAAACGUACGCCAGAUCAUGCUGGACCGGUUGGACAUGGCGCGCGACAAGGGCUGCGACGGGGUGGACCCGGACAACGUCGACGGGUACGACAAUGACAACGGGCUGGACCUGACGCAGGCGGACUCGAUCAGCUUUGUGAACUUCCUGGCGAAUGCGGCGCAUGCGCGGAACAUGUCGAUUGGCCUGAAGAACGCGGGGGACAUCAUCCCGUCGGUGAUCAAAAACAUGCAGUGGAGUGUCAACGAGCAGUGUGCGCAGUACAACGAGUGCGACACCUACGCGGUGUUUCCGCAGAAUGGCAAGCCGGUGUUUCACAUCGAGUAUCCCAAGGGGGAUAAGACCAACAAUGAUCUGUCCGUCACGGCCAGUCAGAAGAACGCGGCGUGCGACUUUGCCGGCUCGGCGAAUUUCUCCACUGUCAUUAAGAAUAUGAAUCUGAACAAUUGGGUGGAAUAUUGUUAG